Messenger RNA from Prunus mume (Japanese apricot), 2871 nucleotides. The record is from RefSeq and is a predicted model, not a curated record. Lineage: Eukaryota; Viridiplantae; Streptophyta; Magnoliopsida; Rosales; Rosaceae.
UAUAAGCAGCAUCCUUGGCCCAAACCAAGGAGGCAGUGGAAAAGCCAAAAAUGCAGGCCUCUGGUUGCUUCCUAGUUUUCUUUCUUUUCUUUUCUUCAUUCUCUUCCUUCUCCUCUGCUCUAACCGAUGCCGAAGCGUCCUCUAUUGCACGUAGACAGCUGUUAGCCCUUCCUGAAGGCGGUGACCUUCCUGAUCAUUAUGAAUUUGAGGUUGAGUUGAACCUGAACUUUCCCAACACCAGGCUUAGACGUGCAUACAUUGCACUUCAAGCAUGGAAAAAGGCCAUGUACUCAGACCCUCUUAAAACAACAGAGAACUGGGUUGGUGCUAAUGUCUGCUCUUAUACUGGAGUGUUCUGUGCAAAAGCUCUUGAUGACCCAGAAUUAGAGGUUGUGGCUGGCAUUGAUCUCAACCAUGCCGACAUUGCAGGAUACCUUCCCGUUGAAUUAGGCCUGUUGACCGACAUCGCCUUGUUCCACAUAAACUCCAACAGGUUCUGUGGUAUCAUCCCCAAGAGCUUCUCUAGGCUAACUCUUCUCCACGAGUUCGAUGUUAGCAACAACCGAUUCGUGGGAUCGUUCCCAGAAGUUGUCCUGCAUAUUCCAAACCUCAAGUAUCUUGACCUCAGGUUUAAUAAUUUUGAGGGGAAAUUGCCUCCUGAGCUCUUCAACAAGAAAUUGGAUGGCCUGUUCUUGAACGACAACAGGUUCACAUCCACCAUUCCUGACACGCUUGGUAACUCCCCUGUCUCAGUUCUUGUGGUCGCCAACAAUGAUCUUGAGGGCUGCAUCCCUAACAGCAUUGGAAAGAUGGUAAACACUUUGAACGAGAUCAUCUUGUCCAACAACAAGUUUGCUGGGUGUUUGCCUCCUGAAAUCGGAUAUCUCUCAAAGGUGACUGUGUUUGAUAUUAGAUCAAACACAUUCAGUGGGAUCUUGUCCAAAACUUUCAAAGGCCUAGAGAAGUUGGAGGAGGUGGAUAUUUCACACAACAUGCUAACUGGGUUUGUUCCCGAGAGUAUAUGCACAUUGCCAAACUUAGUGAACUUCACAUUCUCUUAUAACUUCUUCAAUGGUGAGACCCAAGAAUGUGUACCGUCUUCUCGGAAGAACGCUGUGUUUGAUGACAUAAGCAACUGCUUGCCAGAUAGGCCUCAACAAAAGUCAGCAAAAGAAUGUCAAGUUGUUGUUAGCAAACCAGUGGAUUGCGGUAAGGCAAAGUGUGGAGGUGGACAAGGACCAUCAAAACCAUCUCAGCCUCCAGUUGAGAAGCCAAAGACACCAAAGCCAGAACAACCUAAACAACAACCUCCUCCACAACCUAAGCAACAACCUCCUCCACAACCUAAGCAACAACCACCAAAACCAUCACCGGAAUUGGUUCCAACACCUUCUACACCCAAACCACAACCCCCUAAAGAAGAACCUCCCAAGGAGGAACAACCCCCCAAAGAGGAGCCACAAAAGGAACAACCUCCAAAAGAGGAGCCACCCAAGGAACAACCUUCCAAGGAGGAACCACCCAAAGAACAGCCUCCUAAGGAGGAACCACCCAAAGAACAGCCUCCUAAAGAAGAGCCACCAAAGGAAGUACCUCCCAAAGAGGAGUCACCUAAAGAACAGCCUUCUAAGGAGGAGCCACCCAAGGAGCAACCUCCCAAAGAAGAGCAACCAAAGGAAGCACCUCCCAAAGAGGAGUCACCUAAAGAACAGCCUUCUAAGGAGGAGCCACCCAAGGAGCAACCUCCCAAAGAAGAGCAACCAAAGGAAACACCUCCUAAAGAGGAGCCACCUAAAGAACAGCCUCCCAAAGAGGAACCACCCAAAGAAACUCCCACACCAAAACCAUCUCCCGAACCAGUUGCUAGCCCCCCUGAAAUAGUUGAAGAAGGACCAUCACCACCUGAGCCUACCACUACAAGUCCUAGGGUUCCAGUUCAUCCUCCCCCUCCAGCACCUGUAACAAUGCCACCAUCGCCUGAACCCACAGGGCAAAGUCCUGUAGUUUCAAUCCACCCUCCUCCUCCACCAAUUCACUCUCUUCCACCACCAAUCAAUUCACCCCCACAACCAGUCAAUUCACCCCCAUCACCAGUGCAAUCACCUCCCCCACCAGUCCAUUCUCCACCACCACCAGUCCACUCUCCUCCAUCACCAGUCCAUUCUCCCCCACCCCCAGUUCUCUCUCCCCCACCUCCAGUCCAUUCUCCACCAUCACCGGUUCACUCUUCUCCACCCCCGGUCCAAUCACCCCUACCACCAGCACCAGUCCACUCUCCACCACCACUAGUCCACUCUCCUCCACCCCUGGUCCACUCUCCACCACCACCAGUCCAAUCACCCCCACCACCAGCACCAGUUCACUCUCCUCCACCCCCAGUCCAAUCACCCCCACCACCAGCACUAGUCCACUCUCCACCACCACCGGUCCACUCUCCUCCACCACCAGUCCACUCUCCACCACCAGCACCAGCACCAGUCUACUCACAGCCACCUCCAGUCCAAUCACCACCACCACCUACCCAGUCUCCACCGCCUCCAAAAAACUCUCCUCCCCCACCUUCUCCUUCUCCUUCACCUCCUCCUCUCGUAGUCUCAUCACCCCCUCCAGUAGAUGACUUUGUCUUGCCACCAACCUUUGGCUCCCAAUACUCAUCUCCACCUCCACCAAUGUUCCAGGGCUACUAAGCAUUAUGAUAUCAACCUUCAUAACCUACAUGACUUUAUUUAUAAAUAUUUACAAUCUCAAAGAAAUACACCACUUUUGUUAGUUUACCAUAGCUUGUUGUAUAAUUCAUGACAUCAAAGUGUAAAUGCUUUUCAUAUGCCUACUUAAUGCAAUAAAGGACAUUAUCAGCAAAUAAUUCCAUAA